This is a messenger RNA of Oryza brachyantha (malo sina), 1003 nucleotides long. RefSeq names its product 21 kDa protein-like. The coding region runs from base 126 to 743 and encodes 205 amino acids. Lineage: Eukaryota; Viridiplantae; Streptophyta; Magnoliopsida; Poales; Poaceae. The record is from RefSeq and is a predicted model, not a curated record. Gene Ontology annotation, molecular function: enzyme inhibitor activity. Gene Ontology annotation, biological process: negative regulation of catalytic activity. The transcript has a single exon.
AUACAAAGCAAUCACCCAAGUGACCAAGCAAAGAGCCAACACACACACUGUGCCACUGUGUACUCCACCCGAGCUGAGCUCACUGCUCACUCGCUCAUCCGCCAACCUCCAAGAAGAGCUCAAUAAUGGCGAGCUCCCCCCGCGCCGCGCCCCUCCUCGCCGCCGCCGCCGCGCUCCUCCUCGGCCUCGCCGCGGCGGCGGCCACGGCGGCGAACGGCGCGCCGGCGGCCAGUGACUUCAUCCGCAAGUCGUGCCGCGCGACGCAGUACCCGGCGGUGUGCGUGCAGAGCCUGGCGUCGUACGGCGGGACGGCGCCGCCGCGGAGCCCGCGGGAGCUGGCGCGCGCCGCGCUGUCGGUGAGCGUGGACCGGGCGCGGUCGGCGUCUGCGUACGUGGGCCGCCUCUGCGGCCCCGGCGGCGGCGGCGGCCACGGCGCCGGCGCCGGGCCAGUCCGUGACUGCCUGGAGAACAUGGCGGACAGCGUGGAGCACCUCCGCGACGCGGCGCAGGAGCUCGGCGGCAACAUGGGGCGCGCCGGCUCGCCGGGGUUCAAGUGGCACCUGAGCAACGUCCAGACGUGGUGCAGCGCCGCCCUGACCGACGAGAACACCUGCCUCGACGGGCUCUCCCGCGGAGUGGACGCCGCCACCCGCUCCGCCAUCCGCGGCAAGAUCGUCGAGGUCGCGCAGGUCACCAGCAACGCCCUCGCCCUCGUCAACCACGUCGGCCCCGCCGGCAACUAGCCACCGCAUCCAUCGCCUCGCCUCCAUGGCCGGUUUGCUUGCUAUCUGCAUCAACACAUACUCUACUAAUUAAGUUUGUUCUUGAGGUUAAUUAGCUUCUUGUCUUGGUGGUAACUCCUCGUUGUUAUGUAACUAUAUACUAGUCGAUUCAGACUUUAAAAAAAAGUCGAUGUAAUGGUUGAGUCUUACACUGAACAAGUGGUGAGUAAUUAAUCUGUGUUUUGCUUGCUAGGCAUAAGUUAAAUUCGUUCGAGAACCAA